Messenger RNA from Toxorhynchites rutilus septentrionalis, 2203 nucleotides. RefSeq names its product putative nuclease HARBI1. The record is from RefSeq and is a predicted model, not a curated record. Lineage: Eukaryota; Metazoa; Arthropoda; Insecta; Diptera; Culicidae. The coding region runs from base 249 to 1199 and encodes 316 amino acids. The transcript is spliced from 4 exons.
CUAUUCUGUAUUCCGACGGAUUUCUAUUUCGUUCGAAAGUGAUAUUUCUAUCGUUUUCGAAUUUACCAUUCCCUAUUCCAAUCGUUUUGCUCGUUUCGAACGAAAGUGUUAGAAAAUUUCGAAUAUGCAUCGAUCUGUCAAAAACCGAUAAACAAAAAGAAACACCGUAUUAAAUAGCGGCGAGUGCGAGUUGAAUUUCAGUUAAUUUUUGAUCCUAAGAGAAAUUUGUGAGAAAAUUUUCUCGUUCAAUGGAUUCCGUUUUGUUACCGAUUUUGGCGGAGCAAGAAGAAAUUGGAAUGCCUUGCUACCAUCGGCGAAACCACCGAAAAUCAACCGACUUCAUGAAACUUUCUGAUGAAGCAUUCAUCAAAAGUUUUCGUCUAAGUAAGGAAGCUUUUCGGUACGUUUUAGAGGAAAUUGAGAACUGCCUUACCACAAGGAAAGGUGGUCUAUCCACGGAGGUGAAACUCGCAGCAUGUUUGCGAUUCUUUGCUGAAGGAAAUUAUCAACAUGGAGCAGGGCAAGAUUAUCACAUUGCCAUAGCACAGCCCACAUUUUCCAAGGUGCUGACUGAAAUGCUUAACAUUCUGGAGCGGACACUGUGUAAGAAAUGGAUUUCCCUAAAUAUGACGGAAGACGAACAGCGGCGUGCUAAACUACACUUCUAUCAGAAAACAUCAAUUCCGGGUGUUAUUAUGUGUUUGGAUGGAACCCACGUAAAAAUUAUUCCACCUAAGCUGAAUCGAAAUUUGUUUUUUAAUCGGAAGGGAUUUUAUAGUCUCAACGUUCUGAUUGUUUGUGACGAUCAGCAAAGGAUUCGUUUCGUUGAUCCUACCUUCCAGGGAUCUAAUCAUGACUCUCAUAUAUGGCGUGUAAGCCCUGCAAGAACUCACUUUGAGCAGCUUCACCAAAAUGGUGAAGUUAAUACUAAGAUUCUAGGUGAUGCUGGUUAUCCAUCGGAACCUUGGUUAGUAACGCCAUUCAGAGCAGCGGAGGAAGGGAGUUUGGAGAGCGAUUUUAAUCGCAGGCAUGCCUUGGGUCGUGCUAUCGUCGAGCGGACAAUUGGUUUACUAAAAAAUCGGUUUAGAUGCAUCCUUGGCGCGAGACAACUUCACUACAAUCCUACUAAAUGCGCUCAAAUUAUAAAUGUAUGCUGUGCACUUCACAAUAUAUGCUUAGAAUUUGGUCGUUCUCAGUAGUUAUAAUAUGUUAUGCAGCUGUUUACAUAAUAAACUUUUGUUUAAAUUAAUAUUUAUGACUGUUAAAUUUCAUCUAACUUGUUUGCAAAUGCUCAAAUAAAUAACAACCACCGGAAAAGGAAGUGUCUUCCUUACUUAACUAUGGUUUCGGCAGAAUUAUUUACUCUUAUUCCUGCCAACACUUUGAGAACAUGUCAUUAUCGAUUUCUCGUAAGCAGGCCAAGUAUUCAAAUAACCAUUAUUAAUACUUUUUGCGUUGUUUUAACCCCUUGCUGUACGAUUUAAUUUCCAACAGCACGGCCCAAAACGAGCACUUCGAGUCGUUCCGCUACUCUGCUGAGUGUGGGUAUCUAACAUGGGUGCCCUAUGAUGAGCAAAUACAUGUUGUGUUUAAAAUAAAAACGAAGGAGUUAUUACUACCUACUAACUCGUUCGUUUUUAUUUUAAUUAUAAUAUUCAAAUUAUAUUUUAUAUUUUUAGCUCAUUCAAUUUUUUUUUUAAAUAACGGAAAUUUGAUAAUCUUCAGUUGUCGGUAUCCUCAUCAUAUGCCUGAAGCUAUGUAAUUAUUUCACAUCGAGAAACAACGAGUGAAGUUCAAUGUUGUACGUGAAGGGGUUAAGGAAGUUCCAUAAACUAUAGGCGAAAUUCGUGAAUUUAAAAAAAGUUUAUAUAAUUUUGAUGCUAUUCCAAACAAACUUCAAAGAAAAAAUUAAGUAAGAUUUUUCUUCCAUGGAAAGAUAUAAAAAUACGAUUAGAACUUUUUUCAUUUUUUUAUACUUGAGUUACAAUAUAAAGAUAAAAAAUCAGAUCACUGAUAUUUUGAAACAUUAUUCUAAUGUUCUGAAAUAUACGCAAUCUGCGUUUCAAGGAUUUGUCGCUUGACUAUUGAUUUCUCCAGCGCGAUCUUCUCCAUCUCGUGGUUAUGUCGUUUUUGUUCACUCAGAUGUUCUUUGAGUGUGGCAUCCACGGAAAGAAUCGCUCGAGCUGAUUGGCGCUGAUAAUGA